Molecule: messenger RNA, 1221 nt
Organism: Gorilla gorilla gorilla (western lowland gorilla)
Lineage: Eukaryota; Metazoa; Chordata; Mammalia; Primates; Hominidae
Gene: CALM2
Product: calmodulin 2
Exons: 7
Coding region: 16-609 (197 amino acids)
Cellular component (GO): myosin II complex
Molecular function (GO): calcium ion binding
Source: RefSeq, a predicted model, not a curated record
CGGAGGGAGGUGUUUAUGAGGCGCUGGGGGCGGAGGAGGCGAAUUAGUCCGAGUGGAGAGAGCGAGCUGAGUGGUUGUGUGGUCGCGUCUCGGAAACCGGUAGCGCUUGCAGCAUGGUUAGCUUUGUACAUAGCAUCUCACUUUGCACAACAACCCUGCAAGGCUGACCAACUGACUGAAGAGCAGAUUGCAGAAUUCAAAGAAGCUUUUUCACUAUUUGACAAAGAUGGUGAUGGAACUAUAACAACAAAGGAAUUGGGAACUGUAAUGAGAUCUCUUGGGCAGAAUCCCACAGAAGCAGAGUUACAGGACAUGAUUAAUGAAGUAGAUGCUGAUGGUAAUGGCACAAUUGACUUCCCUGAAUUUCUGACAAUGAUGGCAAGAAAAAUGAAAGACACAGACAGUGAAGAAGAAAUUAGAGAAGCAUUCCGUGUGUUUGAUAAGGAUGGCAAUGGCUAUAUUAGUGCUGCAGAACUUCGCCAUGUGAUGACAAACCUUGGAGAGAAGUUAACAGAUGAAGAAGUUGAUGAAAUGAUCAGGGAAGCAGAUAUUGAUGGUGAUGGUCAAGUAAACUAUGAAGAGUUUGUACAAAUGAUGACAGCAAAGUGAAGACCUUGUACAGAAUGUGUUAAAUUUCUUGUACAAAAUUGUUUAUUUGCCUUUUCUUUGUUUGUAACUUAUCUGUAAAAGGUUUCUCCCUACUGUCAAAAAAAUAUGCAUGUAUAGUAAUUAGGACUUCAUUCCUCCAUGUUUUCUUCCCUUAUCUUACUGUCAUUGUCCUAAAACCUUAUUUUAGAAAAUUGAUCAAGUAACAUGUUGCAUGUGGCUUACUCUGGAUAUAUCUAAGCCCUUCUGCACAUCUAAACUUAGAUGGAGUUGGUCAAAUGAGGGAACAUCUGGGUUAUGCCUUUUUUAAAGUAGUUUUCUUUAGGAACUGUCAGCAUGUUGUUGUUGAAGUGUGGAGUUGUAACUCUGCUUGGACUAUGGACAGUCAACAAUAUGUACUUAAAAGUUGCACUAUUGCAAAACGGGUGUAUUAUCCAGGUACUCGUACACUAUUUUUUUGUACUGCUGGUCCUGUACCAGAAACAUUUUCUUUUAUUGUUACUUGCUUUUUAAACUUUGUUUAGCCACUUAAAAUCUGCUUAUGGCACAAUUUGCCUCAAAAUCCAUUCCAAGUUGUAUAUUUGUUUUCCAAUAAAAAAAUUACAAUUUACCCAA